Messenger RNA from Penicillium mononematosum, 432 nucleotides. RefSeq lists its product as uncharacterized. The record is from RefSeq and is a predicted model, not a curated record. The coding region runs from base 1 to 432 and encodes 143 amino acids. The transcript has a single exon. NCBI's taxonomy places the organism in Eukaryota, Fungi, Ascomycota, Eurotiomycetes, Eurotiales, Aspergillaceae.
AUGACUACCUCAAAUUCUAGCCCUUCUAUUCCUUCCGAAUUCGAUGAUGAGGUUGACAAUGCCGAUGCUGAACUCCCUUGCGGACACGUAUGGGCAUAUCCAUGCAAGCUUCCUUCGUGUCCCGACUACCGCAAAUCCUGGCUCCUUCGAAGCAAUUUCCUCCUCCAUCUGCAGGAGCAAUAUGCACACAAAAUGACAGCGAUGACACCAGCCGCACGCCGUACAAUCGAGAAAAAGUGGCGGUAUACGACCGAUCCUCAUCUGCCGCCUCGGGCGGCCCCAGAUUUCCUUUCCCGAGAGGAUCCAGACGAACACAUAUGGGAAUAUAGUUUCAGAGAUAACACUGGGAAGAUAAUAACGGGCAGGGGCACGAUGAAGCAAAUGGAAAUGCAUAAACGCCAGGAUGCCGAGAAAAGCAGGGAAGGCAGAUAG